This is a messenger RNA of Cherax quadricarinatus, 2675 nucleotides long. Its product is annotated as sialin. Gene Ontology annotation, cellular component: membrane. The record is from RefSeq and is a predicted model, not a curated record. Gene Ontology annotation, biological process: monoatomic anion transport; transmembrane transport. Lineage: Eukaryota; Metazoa; Arthropoda; Malacostraca; Decapoda; Parastacidae. Gene Ontology annotation, molecular function: transmembrane transporter activity.
GUACCCACCCAGUAGUCUCAGUGCAAGGGAGUACAUUUCCCUUGUUUUUUUUUGUUCUCCUCCACCUCACUACGUUUUUAUAGCUUAAUCUUAAUUGUCCUUUGUUCGGGAUUUCGUCUAGAAUACAUCCGUCCGUGUCCUUGAUUCUCAGUACAAGCUGGAGUGCAUGUUGGUUGUACGACACGUUUUCCAGCCACACCAGGAUGCAGGCUGACAUUUAAAGAUUUUUGAGCACUGAGGGUGCAGCAGUACUCCAUAUAUAUAUAUAUCGACAUUUCUCACUGUAUUACGUCGGUUUUAGCUGAUAUUAUGCAAGUACCUAAGCGAGUAAACGUAGGACAGAGUGGUGGAACAUUUUAAUUAAUAAUGUGCGAGGAGGAGCCAGGAGAGAGUGUGAAGGGUGACACUGACACCACUGUGGUCAAUACUGACACCACCAUGGUCAACACUGACACCAUGCAUGCACGGAGAGGGAGAUGCGGGGGUGUGCUACCCUUGCGUUACGUGGUGGUGCUACUGGGCUUGCUGGGCUGCUCCAUGGACUAUAUAGUCCGUGGGGGUCUGAAUAUAGCCAUCGUAGCCAUGGUGAACACUACACAUGAUUUCAACACUAGUAACCUCCCUGAUGGUGCCUGCCCAGCUGCGCGCAACGCUUCUCAUAGUGGUACUGAUGACGGCUACCCGGCUGACGGGGAGUUCAACUGGACUUUAGAGGAUCAAGGUCUCAUUCUUGGCACCUUCUUCUGGGGAUACUUCUUUACUAAGACCGCAGGUGGUCGUAUCAGUGAGAAAUUUGGUGGUCGGGAGACCAUGGCAGUGAGUAUCGGGGCAUCAGGAGUGCUGUCAUUGCUGUGCCCAUACGCUGCCCACCUGCACCCACGGGUGCUGGCCGGCCUGCGCUUUAUCAUGGGCAUCGUGCAGGGCCCUGCCUUCCCUGCCCUCUAUGGUGUGCUGGCCAGCUGGGCGCCGCCCGCCGAACUGACCACCAUGGUAACCAUUGCUUUCUCAGGAAUGUCGCUGGGCAGUUUGGUUGCUACAGGCACCUCUGGAUGGGUGGCACAUCAACUAGGUUGGCAGUGGGUGUUUUGGGGUGGUGGUAUACUGGCACUAGUGUGGACACCUCUGUGGCUCUACUUUGUCCGCAACUCUCCCAUCAAUCAUCCACUCAUAUCCGCCGAGGAGGAGGAACUGUUGGCUGUCAACUUUUCCAUUAAACCCAGGCGUACUGUACCCUGGGGCCGCCUUCUCCGCUGUUGGAGAUUCUAUCCUAGUAUACUGGCCGAGUUUGCGUCGUCCUGGGUGGGUAACCUCACCAUUACUCAGGCUCCCAGCUUUCUUAACAUGCAGAUUGGGAUGAGCUUGAGCGAGGUGAGCUGGGUAUUGUCUGGAGGACAGACCUGUAGUUGGGUCUCUUCAUUUACUUUUGGCAGAGUAUCAGACCUACUAAUCCAACACAACUUUAGCUCGAAACUCAAUACCAGAAGACUCAUGCACCUCGUUGGAAUGAUAAUGGUGGUAGCUAGUCUGUGUUGCAUAGUGUUGGCAGGGUGUCACAAGUGGGUAGUGUCUACUCUACUGGUGCUAGUCAUGAUCGGUGUCUCCAGCACACUCAGUUCCUUCACACUCAGCCCCAUGGAUCUUGCACCAAACUAUGCUGGGACGAUGUCAGGGUUGCUGGGAAUAGGUAACAUCAGUGGCUUUGUGGCUCCCAUUGUUACAGCAGAAAUGGUUACAAAGACAGGUGACUGGGCUACUUCACUGCUGCUGACUAGUGGACUGUAUUUACUGACAGGCAUCAUCUAUAUGGCUACUGUCACUACGCAGGUUCAAGAUUGGAACUAUUAUGAAGAUAUAGAUUAUUCCGUCAUUAAUGAACAUUUUUAAUGACGGUUGUUUUUAACAUUGUAAUAUUUUUUUUUAAUUUCUGGUACAUAAACAUAUAGCUUAUUUGAUAUGUAUACCCUUUUUGGUACUUGUUCAAGCAAAACUGUUCUGUGAUAUGUAUAACUUCGAGAUACAUUUUUUAUUUACCUCAAGGGUCGUCUUCCGACAAGACAGAAUGACAGGAAGAAAACACAUUUACCAUCAUUUAUUCAAUUGUCUUGCCAGAAGUGUACUGACAUCACAGUUCAUAUUGUACUCUUAUUUAACCGCUUAUUGCAACUUCCCAACCCCUCCUUCAGUUUUAUUAGUUUUCUGUUUAUUCUUCUAAUACUGAAAUGUAUCAUAAUUUUGAGGAACUGAGAUUUCUAUAAUUUUUUUUACCACUUCUGUUAGUUUAUUUAUGAUGUGUUUUCGUGGUAUUUUACUGCUUGCCAGGUGAGCCUAGUGGGAGAUAAUAAUGGUACAAAUAAGAAUAUUUUAUUCUUGAUGCUAGUGAAGGGCUUUGGAUCCAAAGAGUUGGAACUACAUUGGAUCAAGCUCGAUUACAUCUCAUUCCCAGACGCUGUAUGACCACUACGGGUUGACUGCUUACCAAACUAAGAUGGAACAGUACUCAAUAGUCUUCUAAGUUUGUGUUCUGAUUGUUUUUCCCAGCUGUGAGGUAUUUGUGGCUGAAAACAUGAAAGUAUUAUAUAGUAUUCCUCUUUUUUUUUAUGUUUAUGCAGGAUAUAUGUAUAAAUUUGAAAUAUAUUUACUAAUAAUACUUUGUAAAUAAAAUUAAUAUAACCUGA